Plutella xylostella (diamondback moth) is the source of this 663-nucleotide messenger RNA. RefSeq lists its product as uncharacterized. The record is from RefSeq and is a predicted model, not a curated record. Lineage: Eukaryota; Metazoa; Arthropoda; Insecta; Lepidoptera; Plutellidae.
AUGAGUUUCAUGAGAGACAUAAAAUCCCAAAUGAGUGAGGUUCAAAGCUCCAUAGAAUUUAUGUCUCAAAAAUACGAUGAACUUCUUAUUAGGUUCAAUGACAUGGAAGAAGAGCAAAAAUCAGACAAGAAAAAGAUAGCGCUCCUCGAGAGCAAAAUUGAGUUCCUGGACCGCGCUUCUCGUUCUGGCUCGAUAGAACUAAUAAAUGUCCCGCAAAAAAAUGGAGAAACCAAGUCGGACUUAUUGCACGUGCUGAAAAAGACUGGGGAUGUCCUUAAAGUCAGCAUCGAGAAUAGUGAAGUCAAAAAUAUACAUCGGAUUUCCACCUCUAACCCCAGCAACAAGCCGAUCAUUGCCGAGUUUGCGACUGUCCUAAAAAAGGAAGAAGUGUUGUCCGCCGUUAAAAUAUUUAACAAAAACCAUAAGGAUGACAAGCUUAACACAAUGCACCUACAUAUUGAAGGUCCAAAAAGAGCAAUAUACGUAUCGGAGAGCCUCACCUUCAAAAAUAAGAAAAUCUACGCAAUGGCCAGGGAAACGUCCAAAGCCCUGAACUAUAAAUAUUGCUGGAUCUCGCAUGGCACUGUCUACCUCCGCAAGCAAGAUGGUGCUCCCGCACUGCGUAUUAUUGACGAGUCAGACCUUUUAAAAAUCAAACAGUGA